AUGCUGACACGGGUCUUGUUAGCUCUUGGACUUCUAGUAUCAGCCAUGGCCAGUCCAGUCGCCACAGCUGCCACCUCUACAGUGACUACUUCCUCUAUAGUGACUACAUCAGCCGACGAUAAACUUGUAUUUUGUCAUUUCAUGGUUGGAAUCACUAGCAAUCGCGUAAACUCCAGCGAGUACGACGAUGAUAUGCAACGCGCCAAAAAUGCUGGCAUAGACGCGUUUGCUUUGAACAUCGGCACGGAUACAUAUACCGACACUCAGCUCAAGUUUGCCUACGACUCAGCCUAUAGGAAUGGAAUGAAGGUGUUUAUUUCCUUCGACUUCAACUGGUGGAGCACAGGACAGGGUAGCGCCGUUGGCGCCAAAAUCAAGGAAUACGCCAGCUACCCAGCUCAGCUCAAAGUCGACGGCAAGGUCUUUGUCUCGUCGUUCUCGGGCGACGGGGUCGAUGUCGAUGCCAUGACGGCUGCGGCUGGCCAGAGCCUGUUUUUUGCACCAAAUUUCCAUCCCGGGGAAGGGAACUUCAGUGCCGUUCAAGGUGCACUCAAUUGGAUGGCUUGGCCGAGUAAUGGAGAUAACAAGGCUCCAACUGCUGAGAAGCUUGUGGAAGUUCCUCAUGGCGAUCAGUCAUAUCUAGAUCUUUUGGGCGAUAACUCAUACAUCGCGCGUAUGUUAUCCUUUCCUCUGGAUGGGACUCUGCUGACUGUUGAUAUAGCGGUAUCGCCGUGGUUUUUCACUCAUUUCGGAUGCGAAGUCUCUUACAGCAAGAAUUGGGUCUUCCCCUCCGACUUACUCUGGUAUCGGCGCUGGCGCCAGAUCCUGGCUCUUCAGCCUCGUUUUGUGGAAAUUGUCACCUGGAACGAUUAUGGAGAGUCGCAUUACGUUGGGCCACUGUCAUCGCCUCAUACUGACGAUGGAUCAUCCCAGUGGGUGAUGGAUAUUCUCUCAAGGCCCCACGACGGUUGGCUAGAAAUGGCCAAGCCAUUCAUCGCCGCCUACAAGGCCGGAAGCCUCAUAGCACUCCCCUACAUCGAAGAGGAGAAGUUGGUCUACUGGUACAGACCCACACUCCGGGAUGUCAACUGCGACGCGACCGAUACAACAAUGACUGGCAGCGCCAACAACGCGAGUGGCAAUUUCUUCCGCGGCAAGCCCGACGGAUGGGAAACAAUGGAAGACGAGGUAUUUGUCGUGGCGCUACUCAAGGCCCCCGCAGAAGUCCACGUGAAAUCUGGCAACAAGUCGCAGACGUUCCUGGCUCCAGCGGGGAUCAGUGCAUGGUCUACGCCCAUGGGGGUGGGUCGACAGCAUUUCGCGGUGAAGCGGAGUGGAAAGACGGUGUUGUCAGGAACCAGCCUGAAAGAUAUUGUUGAUCAUUGCAUCUGCGGGAUCUACAACUUCAAUGCCUAUGUCGGGACGCUCCCUGCCCCAACCAAAAUCGACCAACUCCAGCCGGCUGGACUGGCUUCGUUAUCGCAGGGGUUGAAGGUGGCAUGUCCGACAAAUACUUUGGGGAUGACGAGUGCGUCAAGUGCGAUGAGCACUCCCACUAGCGCUUGA
Messenger RNA from Penicillium odoratum, 1566 nucleotides. Its product is annotated as glycoside hydrolase family 71 protein. Gene Ontology annotation, biological process: mating projection tip cell wall disassembly. The coding region runs from base 1 to 1566 and encodes 521 amino acids. Gene Ontology annotation, molecular function: glucan endo-1,3-alpha-glucosidase activity. NCBI's taxonomy places the organism in Eukaryota, Fungi, Ascomycota, Eurotiomycetes, Eurotiales, Aspergillaceae. The transcript is spliced from 3 exons. The record is from RefSeq and is a predicted model, not a curated record.